Molecule: messenger RNA, 1835 nt
Organism: Sitophilus oryzae (rice weevil)
Lineage: Eukaryota; Metazoa; Arthropoda; Insecta; Coleoptera; Curculionidae
Product: cytochrome P450 4C1-like
Exons: 12
Coding region: 186-1715 (509 amino acids)
Molecular function (GO): monooxygenase activity; oxidoreductase activity, acting on paired donors, with incorporation or reduction of molecular oxygen; heme binding
Source: RefSeq, a predicted model, not a curated record
UCAUUUUUAACAAACAGUGAGUGUAGUGGAAAGUGACUUGACCUAAUUCAGCAUAAGAUAUUUGGAUUUGGUAUUUGGGAUAUAAAACAAAAUAUAUUUCAAUAAAACUACGAAGUAAUUUUGAGUAGCUAUUAAAAACAACAAAUUUUAUUAUUACCUUUUUAUUUUAAAAUAUUUUCAGGACGAUGUCAAUAUCUGUCGGAGAAAUCUUCACCUAUAUAAUACAGAUCAAGCUAAUUCUACUAUUUUCGUUCAUCUCCUGCGCUCUGAUAGCGUACGUACAUUUUCUAUGGAGAAAGAGAAAAUUGAUUAUAAAAUCCUGGAAUAUGCCAGGACCACUGAAUCUUCCGUUUGUUGGUGGGGCAUAUCUAUUUAUGAUCCGGCCAGAAUACAUAUAUAACCGACUUACAAGGAUGCAACAGGACUAUCCGGACAUCGGAAAGAUAUGGUUUGGCUCGAAACUCGUCUAUUUCAUGACGAAGCCCGAAUAUAUAGAAAAAGUGCUUGGCAGUACGAAACUGGUAGCGAAAAGUGACUUCUAUCAAACUAUAAUACAAUAUAUUGGAGAGGGACUUUUAGCAGCUCCUGUACCCAAAUGGAAGAAACAUCGGAAAAUUAUUGUACCAACGUUCAAUCAAAAAAUUCUGGAAUCUUUUGUCGAAGUGUUUGCAGAAAAGAGUUUGAUUUUGAACGAAAUAUUAGAUGAGAAUGUGGGAAAAGAACUCAAUAUAUUAAGAGUACUAUCCAGAUGCACUCUAGAUAUCUUAUGCGACACAGCCAUGGGUCUCAAAUACGAUAUUCAAAGAGAGAAUGCAAAUUACGAGUACAAAAUGGACAAAGUAAUGCAACUUGUAUUUCUAAAGUUACUUCAAAUAUGGAACCAUAUACCUUUUGUGUGGAGGUUACUUGGUUAUGAGAAAAAAAUUCAGGGUUAUUUGAAAACACUCAGCGAUCUAAUAGACAAAGUUAUACAGGAAAAAUUGGAAAUAGUAAUGCAAAAGAAAAAUAGCACAUAUAUAGAAGAAGAAACCAAAAAACGCAUGGUCUUUUUGGACUACAUAAUUGAAAGUAACGAAUUUACCUCUAUAGAGCUAAGGGACGAAGUCUUCAUAUUUCUAUUUGCUGGCACUGAUACGACAGCAUCCGCUCUAUCUUUUGUAUUUGCAGUAUUAGGAAUGUUUACGGAUGUACAGGAUAAAGUACUCGAAGAAGUUCUGAGCAUUAUAGGGCCUGACAAGACCCCCGGAUUUGAACAUUUGCAUCAGUUACAUUAUACUGAACGAGUGAUUAAGGAGACACUGAGAUUGUUCCCAGUCGGUGCCUUCUUUCUGAGAUACGUCAGUCAGGAUACAGAUUUCGGUGAUUUCGUUAUUCCUAAAUCAAGUCAUGUUUAUUUUGGACUGGUCUACAUUCACCGAAACCCGAAAUAUUGGCCGAAUCCGCUAAAAUUCGAUCCUGAUAGAUUUCUGCCAGAAGAAGUUGCUAAACGUCAUCCGUGCACUUACAUUCCUUUUUCGUAUGGUCCAAGAAAUUGCAUAGGUAGAUAUUAUGCCAUGAUGAACAUGAAAGUAAUCAUAGCAACUGUAAUAAGGAAAUUCAGAAUUCAUUGCCAAUACAAGAAAAUCGAAGAUAUAAAAUUGAAGACAAAUAUAACUUUGAGAUUCAGAGAUGGUGCUAAAGUUUCUGUAACACGCAGAGACAUGUCUAACAAUUAAUUAUUAUCAUUAGGUUUAACUCAAACAGAAAAAAAUAGUAGGUACUUUAUUAUUUUAACUAUAGAUAACAUAUUGAUGUAAUUUAUUUUCUAUUUCGUAAGUAUAUAUUAUGAGAAUACA